AAAUAGUUUACAACAGAGCUACACUGUAGAGUUCGACUUGUGCCUGUUGUUAGUGGUCUGGCUGGGAAUACAACACAGUGUUUUAGAGACCAUUAAUAACUGAUGUAUUUAAAUGUUGACAUAUUUGUGUUUUUAAAAGGCAGUUGUAGUAGUAUUUGAUUUCUGUAAUAACAAAAUAAAGCUAUAUAGACAACAACCAAAAAAACAAAUCUAGCUGCCUGCCUGCCUGCCUGCCUGCACAGGAAAUCUUCAUGGCAGACAUCUCCAUCUAGCCCUGUGCUAUAAUUGAAAUGGCGCGUUUUGCCAGAGGCAGGUUGUGAGGGCGCUUUCUGCAAUAGCAGAAUGCAUGUCGAUAGACGUCAUUUGCUUUUAAUGGCCUACAGGAAAUUUGGCGUUACAAUACGAGACAUUAGCGAGGGGAGAAAGGAAAGAGAGAACACUGCCGCAUGAAAACUGUUUAUAGAGAUCUGCAUAUUCAACAUCAGCAUUUCCUAUAGAUACUUUAUCAACAAGUUACACCGCGCUUCCAUAAUCAUAAAGUACAAGAGAUGCGAGAAACGUGCUCUGCGUUACUUAUUUGGGAACUGGAAAUGUAUGCCUAGUUGAAAAUGCCUGGGGAAAUAUUACAUCAGACGAAAUGACAAUGAUUAAAAUCUGCUUUUUUCUUCAGUAAGUCUAUUGAGCGACGUGACAGUGACCUGACUACAAUAUUAAACCGUUAUCCCCCAGCAAAGGAGAACUUAAAACCGUUAUAAUGGUUUAAUUAUUAGUAUUAUUUAUUGUUUUUAUAAAAAGUGGGGAUUACCAAAAAGGUCCAGUCUUCAUCAGUAUCCUGGGAAAUGCAAGAAAAAUAUCACAUUUUCAUCGCGAAAUUAGCUUGGGCGCGAGUAGGGUUGAGUUAAUUGUAGCCUAAUCCUUGCCCCGAAGGCGUUUGGAAAGCCUUGAGCAAGAAUUCGUUUUUAGCUCCCCUCUGUUAUUUAGAGACGGAUUAUUGGCUUUCUUCUUCUCAUAACAGCCUCGGCAGUUUCAUUUUAGCAAAAAGAAAGAGAAGAAGCUCCAAAAAAAUCGAAGCAGUCGCCAACCAUCUGAUAUUAAAAAGUCUGUAGAAAUACGAGCGGAGAAAAGGAAGGAGAGAUUUCUUCUAUGUACAACAAGGAGGGAAGAAGCAUGUCCCGUCUGUCUUUGACCCGGUCCCCCGUUUCCCCGUUGGCUUCUCAGGGAAUCCCACUCCCGGCUCAACUCACUAAAUCCAAUGCUCCGGUCCAUAUCGAUGUUGGAGGGCACAUGUACACUAGCAGCCUGGCAACGCUCACCAAAUACCCGGACUCCAGAAUAAGCCGCCUGUUUAACGGCACUGAACCCAUCGUGUUGGACAGCUUGAAACAGCACUACUUCAUCGAUCGAGACGGGGAAAUAUUUCGGUUCAUUCUCAGCUUCCUCAGGACGUGUAAGCUGCUUCUCCCAGACGACUUCAGGGAUUUCAGUCUCCUGUACGAGGAGGCGCGGUACUACCAGCUGGCCCCCAUGAUCAAGGAGCUGGAGCGCUGGAAGCAGGAGAAGGAGCAGCGCAAGUACUCCCAGCCUUGCGACUGUCUGGUGGUGCGCGUGAGCCCUGACCUGGGCGAGAGGAUCGCGCUGAGCGGGGAGAAGGUGCUCAUCGAGGAGAUCUUCCCCGAGACGGGUGAUGUCAUGUGCAAUUCCGUAAACGCCGGCUGGAAUCAGGACCCCACUCAUGUGAUUCGGUUUCCAUUGAACGGGUACUGCAGAUUGAAUUCUGUGCAGGUGCUUGAGAGGUUAUUCCAGAAGGGUUUCAAUGCGGUUGCCUCGUGCGGCGGUGGCGUGGAUUCCUCGCAGUUCAGUGAGUACGUGCUCUGUCGCGAAGACAGGAAGUCACAACCUACAGCCACCACCAUUAGAAUAAAACAGGAGCCCCUGGACUGAAGAGCCAUGAAGAAAGUGCAAAACACUACAGGCAGGCGACAGUAUUAAGACUUUUUUUUUUUUGCCAGCUGUUAAUAAAAGAAAAACAUAAACUGUACCGCUCAGCAGUACACACUGCAUUAAGGGAAUGUAAUUUGAAAAGUUGCGGUGUUGAAACAAAGUACCAUACUGAACUGGAACAAUGUUGGACUUGACUAUAAAAAAAAAAAAAAAAAGUAAAGACAAAGGACACUGAAGACAAAAACAUCAGCUCUCCAGAAUUUUAAAAUUCUGACCUGUUUCUGUGGCGAUGCACACAAUAUCCGAACAGCAAGAAGAAAUCUCAGCUGAUGAAAGACGGAACCCUCUCCCCCAUUUGCUCUUUUUGUAUGAUCCAGUGUCGGUCCAAUUUGUGCUUUCUUUGUAUCAGUUUUGUUCUGCAUCCGGGACGUCCGAGGAACUUUACUCCCAAAGCCAAGCCUCUGGUUUUGUACAACAUUUAUUUCAUGUGCCGUAUGUAUACAAGUCAAAAGCAGAAAUAUAUGGAAUUGUUUUGCUAUUUAAGUAAUGCUGACUUGAAAGGUUUAGACCACAACCAAAGGAACGGAAUUGCAAUUUCAUUAUGCAUAAAUCAGCAUUAAAAAUAGGAUGGUUCAAAAGUCACUUUAUAAGUUCACAGACAUGCUGAGGUUAACUCAAUGAAAUUCAUAGAUAACCUUGACAAUGUUAUAAAAUCCAUUGUUUCAUAAAUAUCACAUCAAAAACUGUAAGAAACAAAAUCAAAUCGACUAAUGCCUUCAUCAAUUUUUAUUAUGAAAGUAUUAGCCAAAAUGUUGGUCUGCUCGAGUCCAGUGUUACAUUAUAAAUAGGGCUACUGAUUUUCGGUUUUAACCAAUAAACACAUCCCUGGUACAAAAAAAAAAUUUAAUCGGUGUAUAGCUAAUAAACACCGAAAAAAACGGUUACUCAAUUCACAUUGACUUCACCCGUUUCCCAUUUAAAAGAAAAAGAAAACCUACUACUACUGCAAAAAAAACCUACCUUUCCCAGUGCAGCUGGGCAAUGCCCCUCCUUCUGUCCAGUUACUAUACAUAUUGUGACCGUAAAAAACGCCUAAGCAUUUUAGAAAUUAAUCGAAAACAAUAAUUUCAUACAGUAUAUAAAGCGAAAGCCCCCCCCCCCCCAAAAAAAAAAGAUUUACAUAAAACUCAUAUAGCUUAAAAAUAAAAUUAAAAAAAUGCCCAGUUGAGGCAUUUGUCUUCUGAGUUUCUUAUAGUUUUACACUCAACUGGAUUAUUCAUGGCCAAAUAUUUUAUGAAAAUAACCUGGAAAUGUAUCUUUAUUAAAAAAAUAAACGUAAAACAAAUAGAAGUAAUAGGGAGACAGAGCUUGCUUCUAUGUUUUAGAGUCAGCCAUGUUUCAGGUUAAAAAUCGUCCAUUAGCUUUUGUAAAAUCUGGAAUUAAGGGCCUUUGAUGAUUUAGUAUUUAAAGAUGUAAAGGAAGUUGCAUAUCAUUCACGUGAAAGUUUGUUUUAAAAAGUAAAAUGAUUUACUAAAUCAUAUAUGAUCAGGCACUGUUGCAUAAUUUGGGUGCAAAAAAAGCAACAAUAUUCCUCAAUAAUAAAUUAUAAAAAAAAAUGUUUCUAAUAAACUGUUUUGUUUUUUCCGUAACUGACAAAAAAUAAAACAAUUGCUAUGAAAAGUAGCUUUUAGGCCAUUUAAAAUAACAUCCUAGUAGUCAUAGGUGUACACUUUGACUUAGUAUUUAUUCAUAUCUGGCCAACUAAGAUUUUGUAUAUUGAAGUUUUGAGAUCAUGUCAGUUUUGCAUUUAAAAUGAGAAGAUAGAAGACAGAAAUGUGAAGAAAAGAAAAAAAAACAACCUUAAAACAAACAA
Molecule: messenger RNA, 3814 nt
Organism: Acipenser ruthenus (sterlet)
Lineage: Eukaryota; Metazoa; Chordata; Actinopteri; Acipenseriformes; Acipenseridae
Product: BTB/POZ domain-containing protein kctd15
Exons: 5
Coding region: 1144-1941 (265 amino acids)
Biological process (GO): protein homooligomerization
Molecular function (GO): protein binding
Source: RefSeq, a predicted model, not a curated record